GUCAGUUUAGUUUACGUUACGUAAAUGAAUUCCUCUCAGUCGGUCGAGCGAACCGUGUUUUGGUCCUUGACAUCAACAUCCAUCCCAUUGAUCGAUCCAUUGGACGCUAGGUGGUGAGGGCUCCAGUAUGGCUACCGUCUCUGCGUCCGAAAGACAGAAGCUCUUACUCCAACAGGAGAUCGCCAAGUUAUCAGGGGCCAUAUCUCGCCAUGCGACGCACUCGAACCCUCAUCCCACUUACCAUCCUUACUCUCAACCUCGAGGCAGAGCCAGAGGCUCAUCCUUCUCCAGAGGAGGAGGUGUGCUGUCACGUGGUGGAGGUCGAGGAAGAGGUCGAGGUGGCUACGCGUUGGAUAACCGUCAACUGAACAAGUCUCAACCUACUUCUGCAAACUCGUCUGGCAGGCCCAUCGCCGCGGCGCCUGCUCCGACCACCGAACGCGAACUGGGGGAAUUAUCACCUACGCCAACACCGCCAAAUGAGCCUGUGAAUGUGGUGCAGGAACCAUGGAUCAAGGGCACGAGCAAAGGUGGCAAUUUGAGCUUGAUGACCAAGGAAAAGAGCGAGCACCUUCAGUCCAUGCCGAAGAAAUCAAGACAGAAGCGAUCUCGAGUGCCGCCUCAUAUUCAGACCUUGUCUUCUUCAACGACAUCGGAAGGUCAACGAGUGGUGAUUGAUGGCAUUGUCUUCCAGUUCGAGAUGGGCGGACAGAAGCUUACGCGGAUUGGAGAGCUCUCGCCAGCAUCCAAUGGCCAGUCGUCUACUUCUCACGGUUCACCGACUCGCAAGAGCGUCAAUUACGCUGGAUCUAAAUUCCGACGGACGAGCCGAGGAAAUUUGGUCAAAUCGUCCACCAAAGCCGAGCUAUCCAAGAUCCCCUGUCGUUACUUCACCAAGACGGGCCGCUGCGAUCGCGCGCUGACCUGCCCAUACGCUCACAAUCCCGAACGACUAGCCAUCUGUCCACGUUUCCUGCGUGGUACCUGCCCCAACACCCCGUCCACCUGUCCACUAUGUCACAAUCCGACUCCGCACAAUACGCCCUCCUGUGUCCAUUUCCAAGCAACCUCUACCUGCCGCAACGGUUCCUCGUGUCCAUACCCACAUGUCAGGGUAUCUGACGAUGCUCCCGUUUGUGAUGCGUUCGCCAGAGAAGGGUGGUGCGAUGAACCAGCUGGGAAAUGUCCCAAGCUACAUCUUUGGGAAUGCGGAGAAUGGAGAGAAAAGGGGAUUUGUUCAAGGGGUGACAAAUGUGGACUGCGACAUGUGCUCCGCGCGGAACAGGGCAAGAAAGCAGAUGCCGAAAAGGUCGAUGGUCUCGUUCGAGAUGUUCAUCGCUCUCACGUUUUACCCGUCGAAGGUGGUUUCGAUGAUGGGACAGAGUUUAUCAUUCUGGAUCAAGGCUCGCCUCCGCAGAUCCUGAGUGAUGAACAUGACAGCGAAGACGAUGAUGCAGAGUCGAACAGUGAGGCCUCGUCUGAUGACUCAGAGUCUUCUUCUUCUUCAGGUGAGCACGAGGCUUCAUCAGAUGGUGAGAUAAGGACGGACGAAGCGGAAGAAGAGGAGGUUUUGGGUGUAGUCUCUUGAGAGCGCCAGCCCAUGCCAAUUGUAGCCUGUACGUAGUCUUUGGUCAAGAUCACACUGUCACGACAUUUACGAGUAAAAUGUGCACAAUGACGAAU
Messenger RNA from Kockovaella imperatae, 1683 nucleotides. RefSeq lists its product as hypothetical. The transcript has 6 exons. The coding region runs from base 128 to 1588 and encodes 486 amino acids. Gene Ontology annotation, cellular component: nucleus. NCBI's taxonomy places the organism in Eukaryota, Fungi, Basidiomycota, Tremellomycetes, Tremellales, Cuniculitremaceae. The record is from RefSeq and is a predicted model, not a curated record. Gene Ontology annotation, molecular function: metal ion binding.